AUGGACAGCGAAGAAAGCUUCUGCCAUUGCUCUAGGAACAGCCACCUGCAAACCCCAAGUCUGCUCGCUCUCACUACUCCCGACAGGGCCAGUGGACGCAAGGGAAAUCGUGCUCACAGACGCAUCAGGAUGCUGGGAAGCUGUGGAUCUCUUGCCCAUAUCUCCGGUGAUAAGUCCCACUACGGUACAGACAUUCCAGCCUUCAAUAUGUGCAGCAAGUUUGUCGAGGGGGUGGGGAUGGGACCCACAUUCGCGAGAUUUCGUCACGACGAUGGUGAUCAUGCGUGGUGA
Molecule: messenger RNA, 291 nt
Organism: Colletotrichum destructivum
Lineage: Eukaryota; Fungi; Ascomycota; Sordariomycetes; Glomerellales; Glomerellaceae
Exons: 2
Coding region: 1-291 (96 amino acids)
Source: RefSeq, a predicted model, not a curated record